Molecule: messenger RNA, 2602 nt
Organism: Lolium rigidum
Lineage: Eukaryota; Viridiplantae; Streptophyta; Magnoliopsida; Poales; Poaceae
Exons: 15
Coding region: 582-2375 (597 amino acids)
Source: RefSeq, a predicted model, not a curated record
UCUGUCUCUCCCUCUCUGAUGGAGCACUUUUUUCUAGGGAGUGCCUCAUCUCAAAUACGGAUCCGAAUUCGAAUCAACCAACUGCUCCCCUAGUCAGGGGAGAGACAGAAUCGAGGUAAGAAAAGAAACCACCAACCAGGCGAUAUGGGCCAGGGCUGCUUAACUGGCCGACCCAAGCCCCGAAUCCCAUCCGAGUUAACUGGACGACGUGGAGAUGCAGCUUGCAGCCCAAGCCCGGACCAGGAUCAAGCUGGUCGUCCACCUCUCCGACUCCGAUCCUCUCAACGCUGAACGCAGGCAACGCGGGCACGCACAACACAACUCGACGGAGCAGCCAAGCCGUCGCCCGCGAGUAAGGCGAUAGCAUCUUCUUCCUCUCCAACGGUGGGCCACGCUGCCGCCGUCCCAUCCCGCCGCCGUGCCCUAGACCUCACGUUCACCUGUUUUCCGGCUCCACGCCAACCUAUUGAAGAGGGAUGUUCUUACAAUGUACGAAGUUGAACACACAGUGUGAAUUCGGUGGUUUUGCAAUGGAACCGGGGAAGAAGCCUCUUUGAUCUUGUAAAAAAAUUGUUGGGAAUAUGCUACAAAGUAAGAGAGCUGGCAAUGAUGAUCUCACAGAAAGCUCCCAUAAAAAUAGAAGAAUCGACAAUGGCGGAGGAGAGACACUUGAUCUGAUAAUGCCAGGUGAGUUUUGUCAGGAUGUCAAUUCAAAAGAACCGAUUGACAGCUUUAGUGACUCCUGCCAAAGUGUCUGGAGUGAGCUCGGUGAAGAAGUUACUUCAAAAUUUUCUAGGAAUGUUGUCUCCAUCACUUUAUCCGAUGGAGCUAAGGUGUUAUUUGCAUGCUCGGGCAUAGCCUUUGAGUCAGGGUUUCAUGUCACAAGGUUUCUGACUUCAGAAAGUUUGGUUAGAGCUUUCAAUGAUAAUAAUAAUAGAAGAGAAGGCCAUGGUAGAUUGGAUAUAGAAGUGCGUCGCAACGGCGAUGUUGCCAGAGGGAUAUUGGGAAGCUAUCGUUCGGAUAAGGGGAUUGCUGUUGUCAACAUAGUGUUCGUUACCCUUGAUGUUCAUCCGGUAGAUCUAUAUCAUCAGGUGGAAUUUCUUCCCUGUAGUAAGGUAACAGCUGUCGCGCGUGCUGAUUCUGGCACAUUAAUGGCCACAACUGGGAUACUUACUGGCGAUUCAAGCGGAUCUGAGGAUGGUAAAGAGCUUAUGCUCUCCACUUGUAAAAUCUCUAAGGCUUGGGAAGGUGGGCCGCUUUUUGAUUGUGAUGGGAACUUUGUUGGCAUGAACCUUUUUCUGGAUGGCGAAGGAACUUCUUUUGUGCCAAGGAGUAUAAUUAUCGAACGUUUGGAGAAAUAUAUGCCAAAAAAGGAAGUUAUGACGUUCAGGCAUGUAGAAUUCCAGAAACGGGUGCAUCCCUGGCCCUAUUGCAGCUACCCAAGAGACAGAUCUGGGGAUCUAGACUCCUGGAGUUAUCCAAAGCCUUCAGCAGCUACUAUCAGUGAGGGCUUGAAAUUGGUUAAUACAUUCGAAGAGACUUUUGGUGACCUGUAUGAUUCUGGUGAAGGUGUUUGGAGCCAACUCGACAAAACAGUUUGUCAGAACUUAUGUCAAGCUGUUGUCUCACUUGGUUCAUUCAGCGGAGAAACGAGGUUUUUCGCAUGCACAGGCUUAUUUAUUGAAUGGAAUGGAUGCACAAUCAUUCUGACUUCAGCGAGUUUGGUUAGGGAUCCUAACGAUGAAAACAAGAUUGCUGAAAAGUUGAAGAUUAAAGUUUUGCUUCCAAACAAACAAUGCAAAGAAGGGAUAUUGCAACACUACAGUUUGCACCACAAUGUUGCUCUUGUCGGUGUCAAGGAUUUCUGUCCUCUUCAUUCAUUUAGAAUUAAAGAUCCAUUGAAUAGAACUCGUAAAGAUCCCAAAAGAUCUCGUAAAGAUCCCAAUGUAGUAGCUGUGGGGUGCUGUUUUGACUUGGGAGUCUUAAUGGCUACAUGUGGGAGAGGAACCGACUGGUCAGGCAUGCUUGAUUACAGGGAUCUUAGGUACUCCAGUUGUAAGAUCACUAAGGCUGGGAUUGGAGGACCUCUGGUUGACUUUAGUGGGAGAUUUAUUGGCAUGAACUUCUAUGAUAAGAAAAUAGGAACCCCAUUCAUGUUUAGGGACUGUAUUAUUCGAGUUCUGAAACAUUUUGAGGGAAAAAGGACCACUGAUGAAUCUGGCAGUGGCGGUACACCAAUCAGGUGGCCUCUGCCCAAACCAUGUUGGCGUCAUCCAGAGGAUGAGGUCAAAGAUUUGCUCCCACCCGGCGAUGGGGAAGAAUCUGGGCCGUUCGGAUUCACAUAUUCGGGUGGAGUCAGAGUGGACUACCACUAGAUGUCAUCCUGCGCUUGCUCUGCUCUGUCUGAUUCAAUCUGGUCUUGUGUACCUGUUUGUUUGAGCCGUUCAGAGUUUUCUAUCUUCUAACCAUGUUCGGGUAUUUUGGUGUUUAGCGAGUGAAUGCACGUCAUCCAUAGCUCUAGUUUUUGCUAGUUUAUGUGAUACCUGAACAUUUCUCCUGUGUUUGAAAAACAUUUUUAUGUGCGAACAGAUGGAGUCAACUA